This is a messenger RNA of Alnus glutinosa, 997 nucleotides long. Its product is annotated as protein PAL OF QUIRKY-like. Gene Ontology annotation, molecular function: protein binding. The record is from RefSeq and is a predicted model, not a curated record. The transcript has 2 exons. NCBI's taxonomy places the organism in Eukaryota, Viridiplantae, Streptophyta, Magnoliopsida, Fagales, Betulaceae. The coding region runs from base 125 to 736 and encodes 203 amino acids.
GGGUACCAUACAUAGGCUUGAAGACGCCACUCCAUAAGCAUCUUCGAGGCCCUCUCUCUUCUUCUCCUCCUCUCUGUUCUCUAAACUGGAAGCCAUUCGUCUUUUACCCAAGCCACAGAAAAGCAUGGUCGGACCUUCACUCCACACCCUGAAACCCACCCCAAUCAAAUUCCUCUGUAGCUACGGCGGCAAAAUCCUCCCCCGUUAUCCUGACGGCAAGCUCCGGUACGUCGGUGGCGAAACCCGUGUCCUCGCCGUUGACCGCUCCAUUUCGUUUGCCGAGCUGUUAUUGAAGCUCGGAGAAUUGUGUGGCGCAUCUGUGAGCCUUCGUUGCCAAUUGCCUACGGAGGACCUUGACGCUCUGGUAUCGAUCACCUCCGAUGAGGACCUCGCUAAUCUCAUCGAGGAGUACGACCGAGCGGCAUCGCCACCGUCAUCUCUGAAGAUCAGAGCGUUCCUUUCGCUGCCCAAAUCCACCAAAAAAACCAUUCCUUCUCCUCCUCCAUCGGCUUCAUCUUCAUCCAAAUCGUCGUCGUCGUCGUCUUCGGCGUCUCAAAGUCCCACCGUUUCCACGACAAGGUUUUCGGUGCCGGUGGCAGACAUGUGCCUCCGUCAGAUCUCAACGCCGGUAGUGUUUCAGAAACCUGCCCCGAAGACUCAUCCUCAUUGUGCUUACCGUGCUCAUGGAAACCCUAGGCAUAUCUAUCUCAUCCACAACGGGAACCACUGGCAAUAGCCCCCAAACUGAUGGGAAUUGGGACUACAACAUAUGCGAAGCAAUCUAUAAAGGAAACAAGAAAAAUUACUGCUGCAAACAGCAAAACCAAAAUUCAAAAGCUUUCCGAGUUUCAUAUAUAUAUGUCUGUGUGAGAUGUACUGGGACUGUAAAUCGUUGAGAAGGAUUGCUUUUGAUCCGUCGCCAUUAAUGAAUUUCAGUCCAAUUAGUUUUUUUUUUUCUAAAAAAGAAAAAGAAAGUGGUGGUGAGUUUUGUUCGUUU